This is a messenger RNA of Carya illinoinensis, 1213 nucleotides long. Its product is annotated as protein DMP3-like. The record is from RefSeq and is a predicted model, not a curated record. Bases 267 to 956 code for a protein of 229 amino acids. Gene Ontology annotation, biological process: endomembrane system organization. Lineage: Eukaryota; Viridiplantae; Streptophyta; Magnoliopsida; Fagales; Juglandaceae. The transcript has a single exon.
CUCUCAUGUUCGAAAGUCAACCUCUCUUAUCCUAAUCCUCCUGUCAGGCUGCUAGCCACCAGUACUAUAGCUAGUACUUCACCACAAAGUACUCGGAAGUUCUUUCUCAGGUAGCCGGUUCCUUCAAUUGCUACAGACUCUCACAUCAGACGGGCCUACUUUCUACCACCACCAACAAACCCCCAUUUUCUCACGACUUAGCUUCGGAGAUCUUUUAAAUUCGUGUUCUUUUCAUCCCCAACAGAUCUUUUCCCAGAUACCCAAAUAUGUCUAACCUUAGACCAAGAUCCACAUCCAAAAAUCAAUCAUCCACUGCUGACAAACCUGCACCGCCGAUCCCGUCACCCCUCUCAUCCGACACCGAUCCCGACACCCCAAUUAAAGCCCCUCUACUACGCCAGAAAUCUUUCUCACAACGUGCCAUCUCCCAAACCUUAGAAGGGACAGCCAACCUAGCCAAGCUCCUACCCUCAGGCACCCUCCUAGCAUUCCAACUUCUCAUUCCCGUCUUCACCCAAAACGGUGCUUGCGACUCCGCCACUCGCCCCAUGACGGCCAUCCUCCUUGUCAUCCUCGCCGUUUCAUGCUUCGCCGCGAGCUUCACGGACACGGUGAAGGCAUCGGACGGGCAAGUCUACCACGGCCUCGCGACCUUCAAAGGGAUGUGGCUGUUCGACUAUCCAGGCCCUUCCAAUCCAUCAGGCUUGCCGAAUUUGAGCAGCUAUAAAAUAAGAUUCAUUGAUUGGGUUCAUGCUGUGUUAUCAGUUCUGGUGUUCGGAGCGGUAGCUAUGAGGGAUAAGAACGUGUUGCAGUGCCUUUAUCCAACGCCGGGGCGUGAGAUUGAGGAGGUUUUGGACAUUGUUCCGGUGGGUUUUGGACUGAUUUGCAGCCUGAUGUUUGUGGUCUUCCCCACCAGAAGGAAUGGCAUUGGAUACCCUGUCACGCCAGGCAAAUAAUUUAAUGUCAUUUCAUUGCAACCUUUGUCAUAUACCUUGAUGCUUUUCUUAAUUUCUUGGUUGGUUUACUCUUUUGAAACAUAGGCCCUAAGGGACAGUUUUAGAUGGCUGUCCAUGUUUUUUUUUUGUUUUUUUGAAGAGCACUGGCGAUGACUUGUAUGACUUCUACAGUUCACACGUACGUGUUUUGAAGCCGCGUACGUAACCCUUAAUUGCCAUGUUUGCAGCUUGCAUUAAUAUCAAGUUUUUUUAGUGCA